Molecule: messenger RNA, 2916 nt
Organism: Anisakis simplex (herring worm)
Lineage: Eukaryota; Metazoa; Nematoda; Chromadorea; Rhabditida; Anisakidae
Source: the annotation of a GenBank genome assembly
AUGAAUCAAAAUAAAUUAUGUCUGUUUAGCACACUGCAAUGGAUGGAGAAGAAUUGUAAGGAUGAAGACACGCAAGGAGAUUUUCGACGUUUUGUUGUGUCGGUGAUCAAGAAAUAUGGCCAACCGGAUUGUCGUUUUUAUAACGAUGAACGAAUGUUGUACGUCGUUCUCUUAAUGGGGCGAAUCAGUCGGUCGAUGGGCCUGAAAGGAGUGCUGGAGCAAGUUCACGAGAGAGGACAAUUUCUUCAUCUCAGCGAGUUCUACGUCCAAUGGGCGAAGGUUUAUGCGGAAGAGAAGGAUCGGAAGCGUUUCAACGAAAUCAAACAAAUGGCCAUCAGAGCAAAGGCUCAGCCACCUUCAAGAAUUGACGAGGCCUUCGGAGCCAUGGAACAAGAGCAUUUCAACGAAGUGGAAUUUGAACCUACGAUGAAUUUGUUCGCAAAGAGUAAACAGUACAACGUACCAGUGGUACCGUCGGUGAGUGCUGCAGCAACAACAACACCAGCACGCUCAACUUCGGUCAAAACGACUUUCAGUGAUUAUCAACAACAACAACAGCGUGCUGUUACUACUAAAAAUAGCAUUGAACAACAUCAAGACAUGCGAUCGACGACGACUAAUGCGUUGUUGAUCGCUGAUGAAAAGAUGUCGCCUGAAGAAAGACUUGCCACCAAAUGCGGAUAUCCAUAUCCACCCGAGGAACAGAGCAGUGAUAUGGAAGAGCACAAUAAGUUGUCCGUGAUAAGUGAAGAGAAGACAGAGUAUCGAAGUGAGAAUGAUGAGCCGAUGUCCAUAGGUACGGCCAGUGUGGACGGGAAUGCAAACAGCAACUUUUCAAAUAGAAAGCAAAUAUACGACGAGAAUGAACGACCGAUGCCAUAUGAUUUCAUCACUCCAGCCAAGAAGAAGGAUUCGACCGCAGAUGAUAUCAUAAUGGAUUCAGCAGCAUCACUAGUAAAGAGGCAACACUCGCACCAGUCAAUACCAACGCCGGCAUCGAAUCGUAAACCGUUAUCAUCAGUGCCUUUACCCACACCGCAAACACCACCUCAUCAAACCAAUAGUGCUGCACCACAACAAGAUUUUCCGAUGUCUUCACCGAUUGAACUAGGCGGUACAUCGUUCACCGAGAAGUUUUAUACAAGAGCAAUGAAAGAAUUCGGUGAUACUCUACCCGUUCAUCCACCUCGUUCAGCAUCAACAGCAUUCGAAAACGAAACAACUGUACUGAAUGAAACUGAAGAUCAUGAAGCAUUGAGUACUAAUCAAUUGACAGCACCGAAAACAACACCAGCGGUAAAUAUGGCAGCACCAACAUUCGACAUCUAUCGAGAAAGUGAAUCGUUCGCAGUGAACGAUACGGAUUUGCAUAUGACGAAUAAGGAUAACGGUGAUAACAACGUGAUGACUGCUCAUAAGGAUUUAUUCACUGAUGAAAAUGAUAAACAUCAAUUGACUGGAAGAUCCGUAAUCAGCAAUGAGGAUAAAAUUAUCAAUUCAGCAAUGGACUUUCCUGAUGGUACGGAUGAGGAAACAGUGGCUGGCUUAUUCAAGAACAAAAGAAGUAAACCGGUCACCUCAACACCAGCCAAUAAUUUGGUACCGCUUCAAGAUCCGAUCAUUGGAGGAGGCUUUAUUCUACCGAGUUCCAACGACGCGGAUGUACAGCUGCCCGUACUCGGAAAAGAUCAAUCCACUAAGAGGAAUGUUGCGGGUGGAUCUUCUGCAUUCGAACGAAAAUUCGGAUUCGCGUCUCAGACUGCGAAAAGCACUCAGCCGACAGCAAAACCAAACGUCACAAAUACGCACUAUCAUUCGCAACCACAACAAGUGAAUCAGUUAACUCCAAUCGUCGAACGCGGUGUGGAAGGUAUCAGAUUGAAUGCUGAUGAAGAUGUUGAUGAACCUACCGGAAGAGGUUUGAGAUCUUCAAUCGAAUCAGAAGUGGAUCCGUGGAAUCGUGAUUUACAAGAUAAGAUAAUGGUUAGCCGCAGGUUAACACCAACUAAUCUACAUGAUUUCUCGGAAUGUCUUCGACGAAUCCAUCCAGGUGCUUCAAUCGUGUUGAGUGGAGAGCGAUUCGAUAUACAAGCACUAAUUGGUGAGGGUGGUUUUGCGAAGGUAUAUAAAGGUUUAUCAGACGAUGGAAAAACGUAUGCGAUUAAGCACGAGGUGCCAGCAUGCCGUUGGGAGGUUUACAUUUGUGAGGCACUAAGACUGCGAUUGCCUGCAGCUAAACUGCCGUCAGUGAUGACCGUUCGAGACGCGUACAUUUACUCGAAUGCAAGUGCCAUUGUCUAUCAGUAUCACCGGAAUGGAAAUCUUCUGGACAUGAUCAACACAAUGAGACAAGAAAACCGCACGUGCUCUGGUCUGCUGGCUGUUUAUUUGGCAUGGCAAAUGGCUAAAAUCAUUCAGUCAGUGCAUCAAGUGAAAAUAAUUCAUGGCGAUAUUAAACCGGAUAAUUUUAUGAUUAUGACGAGUGUUGAUGAGAGAAGCACGUUGGAUGAGAUGAUGCGAGAUGAUUUCUUCAUAUUGAAAUUGAUUGAUUGGGGUCGAGGCAUUGAUAUGGCUGCGUUGGGUGAUCGCACUUUCAAGGGACGAGCUGGAACGGAGACCUUCGACUGUAUGGAGAUGCUGGAUGGCCGUCCGUGGACAUAUCAGACUGAUUUCUUCGGGUUCAUAUCGACAAUCCACGUGCUGAUAUUCGGCCAAUAUAUCAAAACACAUAAAAGUUUACAAACGGGUCAUUAUAGCAUUCAAUCGGUGAUUAAAAGACGUUGGCCUCAAAGAGACAUUUUGCAAGACAUUUUCGAUAUGUGUCUCAACAUCCCCAACUGUAAUUCGCUGCCACAGUGGUCCACCAUUAUAGAUGGUUUGGCGCAUAAUAUCAGGUUAUUUUUAGUUUGUUUUUAA